Molecule: messenger RNA, 1202 nt
Organism: Nymphalis io (European peacock)
Lineage: Eukaryota; Metazoa; Arthropoda; Insecta; Lepidoptera; Nymphalidae
Exons: 4
Coding region: 392-1126 (244 amino acids)
Biological process (GO): spermatogenesis
Source: RefSeq, a predicted model, not a curated record
GCGAUAUUUGUUUGGUUGUUGUUACGUUUGCUAUUGAUUUUUUUAUCAAUUGUCUAUUUGUUCAAUAUUGCAAUAAGACUGAAAUAAUUGUUAUUCGAAGAGGAUUUUAGGUGUCUUUCUAUAAUCUGACAGUUUUUGGUUGUCUUCAUUUUCAUUAUUGUAAGAUUCUAAAAACAAAAAUAGUUUGACAUAAUAACAAAAUUAUUUCUAUACUUUUACGAUUUUUUUCGUUUUUGUUGGUAGUUUCGUAUUUGCGCUUUAAUUAAUUUAAUAUUUAUCUACAUCAGAAAUUAGUGUUUAUUUACAAAUAUUUCAACAGGAAGUUGAAUACUGAUAUAAUAAAAUAUUGUACUGCUGACUGGCAUAUUAGACUUAGUGGCACGCUUACACAAUGUCACUUGCCGAGAGCAACUUAGAAACAAUCAGUGGGUAUUUAGACAGCGAGUUCUCCUCUGGCGAUACUCAUAAAAUGAAAUGUAAACAGUUUUACCAGGAGGAGAACAAUAACGAGGUCGAUGAACUGUCAAAAGAAUUGUCUGAAAUGGGUUGCAUAGUUGAUGCUGUUAAACGACCACCGAACAUAUGUGUUGAAACUUGUGUGUAUGAAGAAUCAGGGACAGUUAAUGAAAAUGAUGAACAUGGUCAUGAUAAUGAAGACAUUCAUUAUUCAGAUGAAUUUGAAGAGGAAGGAAGUGACACAGAGGUAGAGCAGAAAAGUAGAACUAUUAUCAAAAAUAGCCCAGAGGAAAGUCAUGUCAAUAAGUCUUCUGUUAAAUUAGCAAAAAGUCAGUCAUCAAUGUCUACACAUAAACCUCCGUCUGUUUCUGGCAGGUCCACUGAUUAUGGUUCGAUAUCAGUACCGUCGACACGCCGGAUCAACAUGUCAUUCACGAACGAAAGAUUACGUGAAAUAGAACGACACAACCACAUACUCUUAAAUAAGAUCCUGAGUGCGAGAAAUCAGAAAAAGUCCUCAAUACCGAACCGGGAACAUCCUCAUCGACGUCCGCUGCCGCCGGCCGCCGUUCACAGGAAGAUGCAGCAGAGAAAAAUUGAUCACGACAACAUGAUAUUGCUAAAGAAAAUUCAGCGUGCCAAGUCUUCAGCGUGCAGCAUCCGUCGUUGAUACAGAUGUCGCGUCCGGUGCGCGGGCGCAGGACAUUACAAUGCUUUGUUGAAUAUAUUUUAUACCACUGUUUUUA